CCCGGAGCCGCCGGGAACCUGCCUCGGGUCCUGCGGCGGGGCGCCCUGCAGCCGCGCUCCGGCAUUCCCGGCGGAGGGGCCGCCGCCUCCCAUGCGCCGGAGGCCGUGCGGCUGCCAGCCCUCUCGCCCCCCGCCGCACGGAGACCGCCUCGUCGCGGGGCCACCGGACGGGACGUGCGGCGCGGAGCGGAGCGGUGAGGCGAGGCCAGGCCCGGCCGCCCCCGCGGCGGCGGCGCCCUGAGGAGGGACCCCCGCGCCAGGAUUUGUGUGUGAUUGGCAUUGUGCUGCACCACAGUGAAGAAGUAUUUUUCAUUUCAAGACACCUUGCAUUAAAGGAUCAUGGUAGACAGUUUAAUAGUUUCUUUGAGACUUCUCAGUUCCCUAGCAGUGCUGGGAUUUCAGUUUGUCAUCCCACAGCCUUCAAUUGAACACAGAAAGGUUCCCCAGAGGAUAGAAGAGCAAAGAGAUGCAUCUGAGGAUAGCGGUGCCGGCAUCCCGGGCAUGUGGGGCAGCUGGGGGCCCUGGUCUGCCUGCUCGCGGAGCUGCAGUGGCGGUGUGAUGGAGCAGACGCGGCCCUGCCUCCCGGCCUAUUACCGUGACAGGGGCUACCGGUGGCCGGGGCAGCAGUACCCGGGCUCAGAGAGAGCUCUGGCCCACCAGAAUCCCCGCCACCGCGAGGACUCGCUGACUGCUUAUCCUGGCCAUGUCAUUUCUGCCAUCCGCACAUCUGUGCCGCUUCACAGGAAUGAAGAGCAGCUCUGGGCUGGCCUUCGGGCCUCCGCUUCCUCUGGAGGCCAUAACAACAGCCACCUGAGCAGGGGGGCACUGAGGGGCAGCAGGCAUUCUCAGUCCCAGAGGCAGCACGCCAAGCCAGAAAAAAGAAGCAGAAACAGAAAUUCUAUUGGUCCAGGAAAGUACGGAUAUGGAAAAGUGCCAUACAUUUUACCUUUACAAACUGAUACUGGUCAGCAGCCUCAGAAACUUCGCAGGCAGCGACAGUCAUCAAGGAACCACGUAUUUCAUCAGAGUCCAAGCCUCAUGAACGCUUACAGCCAGGCAGCUAGUCCUUCACUUCAACACGGGAAUCUUUAUCAAGAGGAAAGUGGGCCUCAGGCUGGACAUCAGGUCCUUGGACCCUCGGUUUAUCAGUCGUCUGCAUUUCCUGUAUCUCAAAGCCUGUUUCACAGCAGUGACUCAAACCAUCACGGGUCUGCAUCACACCAGGUGGUCCAGGGUCAGCCCCAGGCUCAGAGAGCUGCAGCAAUUGUGUGCAUUGGCACCUACAAGCAAUAUAAACUCUGCAACACAAAUAUGUGUCCUGAAAGCAGCAGAAAUAUUAGAGAGGUGCAAUGUGCAUCAUACAAUAACAAGCCAUUUAUGGGUCGAUUUUAUGAAUGGGAACCUUUUGCAGAAGUGAAGGGAAGUCAGAAGUGUGAGCUGAAUUGCCGUGCUAUAGGCUACCGCUUCUAUGUGAGACAAGCUGAAAAGGUGAUAGAUGGGACACCCUGUGACCAAAAUGGAACUUCAAUCUGUGUGGCAGGGCAGUGCAAGAGCAUUGGCUGUGACGACUAUCUGGGUUCAGACAAGGUGAUUGACAAGUGUGGAAUAUGUGGAGGGGACAACACUGCUUGCAAAGUUGUGUCUGGAGUUUUCAAACACACACUAACAAAUCUUGGCUACCACAAGAUAGUGGAAAUUCCUGAAGGAGCUACUAAAAUCAACAUUACUGAGAUGUCAAAGAGCAACAACUAUUUGGCACUGCGGAGUCGAUCAGGGCGGUCCAUCAUCAAUGGAAACUGGGCAAUUGAUCGACCUGGGAGAUACGAAGGUGGUGGGACAAUGUUCACUUAUAAACGCCCAAAUGAGAUCUCCAGCACUGCAGGAGAGUCGUUUUUGGCUGAUGGUCCAACAAAUGAAGUCCUUGAUGUCUAUAUGAUACAUCAGCAGCCUAACCCAGGUAUACAUUAUGAGUAUAUCAUUCCAGGAGACAAUGUCAUUAGUCCUCAGUUGCUUGCUCACAGGAGGCCAGGGGAGCCCUUGAAUGGUCAGUUAGGAAUGCCAGAAGGUACAAAUCAUGAAGAUGAGGAUUUGCAUAGGGAGGCAGACACUCUCACUGGACAGUCAGCUGGAACUUUUCCAGUUAUUCAGCCAGGAAGAUUUCCUUCUCAUCAGCCAGAAAACCAGGUGCCUGCUGUGCAACCACCAAGACAAAACCGAGAACACAACUGGAAACAGAUUGGAAAAACCGAGUGCACUACUACAUGUGGGAAAGGGUCACAGUACCCAGUUUUCCACUGCGUCAACAGAAUCACUCAUGAGGAGGUAUCUGAGAGUUACUGUGACAGCAGCACCAAGCCCAUUCCAGAAGAGGAGGCCUGCAACCUCUUCCCAUGUCCAGCUUUCUGGGAUAUAGGGGAGUGGUCUGAAUGCAGCAAAACAUGUGGCCUUGGUAUGCAGCACCGACAGAUCCUAUGUCGGCAAAUGUAUGCCAAUCGCACCUUGACAGUUCAGCAGUACCGCUGCCAGCACCUGGAGAAGCCGGAGACAACCAGCACUUGCCAGCUGAAGAUCUGCAGUGAAUGGCAGAUUAGGACAGAGUGGACUUCAUGCUCAGUGCCCUGUGGAGUGGGGCAGAGGACCCGAGAUGUGAAAUGUGUCAGCAACCUCGGAGACAUUGUUGAUGAUGAGGAAUGUAACAUGAAGCUGCGGCCAAAUGAUAUUGAGAACUGCGACAUGGGUCCCUGUGCAAAGAGCUGGUUCCUUACAGAGUGGAGUGACAGGUGUUCUGCAGAAUGUGGUGACGGGGUCCGUACCCGUUCAGUUGUCUGUAUGACCAACCACAUCAGCAGUUUGCCUCUGGAAGGCUGUGGCAACAACAGACCCUCUGAAACGACACCCUGCGAUAACGGACCCUGUGCUGGUAAAGUGGAGUGGUUUGCUGGGGGCUGGACACAGUGCUCUACUGAAUGUGGCAGUGGAACUCAACAGAGAGAAGUCAUUUGUGUUAGGAAAACUGAAGGUAAUUUUGAUGUGUUGAACCCAUAUGAAUGUUCAUAUUUGGAAAAACCUCCCAGCCAGCAGUCCUGCUACCUCAAACUGUGUGGAUCUAAGUGGUUUCAUACAGAAUGGAGCACAUGUUCCAAAUCCUGUGAAGGAGGAUUUCGGGUACGAGAGGUACGAUGUCUAUCAGAUGACAUGACAGCCAGUACUCAGUGUGAUCCACAGCUUAAACCUGAAGAAAAAGAACCAUGUAACACACAGGAUUGUAUCCCUGAAAUAGAUGAGAACUGCAAAGAUAAAUACUACAAUUGCAACGUGGUGGUCCAGGCCCGGCUCUGUGUCUACACCUAUUACAAAACAGCCUGUUGUGCAUCCUGUACACGUGUGGCAAACAGACAGUCAGGGUUUCUAGGGCGUAGAUAACAAACACUCUUCUCAAAGCGGCAAUGUCAGUCUUCAGAUGGAGCUUGAACAGUGUUACUGUUUCGACUACAGCAGGUUUUAGCUUCUUUAGAGAUGGUUUUUUAUAUCGCCGAAUACAUCGAGACUAUGGUUAAAUCUCACACCCUUUCAGUUACAGCUAUCGCGCAGUUAUCUUUUUUUAAAUGUUUGUUGUAAAACCGUGAUCUUUUUAAAGCAUUAAUUUUUAAUAAUACUAUUCUUUGCACCUGCUCAUCAGAUAAUUAUUUAAAGAACAUACCAGCCUUAGAAUUGUGAAUUUAAUGAAAACUAAAUCAACCACAGGCAAUUACUGGAAAUAUUUGACCAGUAUGGACGCAGCUGCUGCAGAGCAUUUGGUAUUUUGGACUGCCUUAAAUUAGAUUACUAAAUCGGUGAACGAUGCACAUGAGAAAAAUGACUUCACAAAGAACCAGACCCUUAAAAACCCAUUUAUCAUCAGUUUCUUAGCACUCUAACAUAUAUUUUUAAUUACUUCACUCCAUUCAUAGUAAAUUAAGAGUCACUGUUAAGCUCUCUCAGUUGUACUUUUAACUAACUUCCUGUCCUCAGGCAGCACAUAUAUAUACACUUGACUGCCAAGAAGUGCCUUUAUAUUUAAUUCAUAAACUCUUGAAGUUACACUUUUCUAAUUUUGUAUGGAUUUUAAAAUACAUUGCCUACCGGAGUGCCAUUAGUGUCUAGCCCUUUAAGUCUUCAACAACUGCAGCUGUCAGUGAGGCAGGUUUACCAGAAAGGUGAAGAGCCUUUGCUGGUAUAAAAACCAGGGAUUGUUUCCAUUGGCAAGGUCUUUUUCCUGUAGCGCAGUUACUUCAGUGAAGUGGUAUCUUGCUUAAUGUCUUGUCUCUGCACUAUUGCUUAACAACUACCGUACCAAAGGACUUUGUCCAGACAUAGUCUGGAUCUGUCACCAGUUUCUCAAACAACCACCAAAGGAUGCAGGCCUCGGUGCUUUCCAGUAGUCUGUUACUCUUGGAAUCAGGCAGCACUAUGAGUGUAGUAGAAGAGUAUACUCAUCUUUUAGAAGAGUAUACUCACCUUUUUUUUUUUUCUCUUUUUUUUCUAGUCCAUCCUGCAAAUCUGUUCAUCCACUUGCUUUUCAGCUACUCAAGAACGGCUCCAGACUUAGAGCUGAAUAUAGGUGGUGAUUUUUCAUUUCUGCAAUUACUGUAGUCAGCCUUGGGACUUGCUAAAAGCAAACAGGAUGUGCUGUGCAGUGCAGAUGAAAAUUUUUGCAUUAUCUGCCCAUUUUCUAGCCUUCAUCUGAGAUGUCUUUCAAAUAUGUAAAUAAGUCUGAGGGAAAAAAUAAACACCUCUGCUUAUUCAGCUGCUUAUUACAGCAUAUUGCUUGUAAAUUAGUGAUACCCAAUUAUGCAUCUAUUUCUAAGGUGCCUGUUGCCUGAGUUGAAAAACAAUUUUAAUAAUGUGUGUUCAGUCACUCCCAGUGAUGCGAUAUAACAGUGAUUAAGGUGUCCUGCUACUCAUGAAGAGCCGUGUUUGAGCCUCAUUGUGUAUUCUUGGUACUGCUUUGGUGGAGAGGAUGUAGAAGAGAGAAUGGAGCACUGGGAGGCAAAGGUUGCUGGGUGUGUUACUGGGCACAUCGGUUUGUGUGCUGGAAGCUACAGGAAAGUCGAACUCCGGUCGUCUAAAAGCUGCCUUGGAUUAACAGAAACCUUAGAUUUUUUAAUCAGGUUACUUGUGAAAAAUAUAUUUUGGACAUGAUGAACUGCUACUGUUUGGCUAAGUGAAAUGAAGAAGUGUUUCCCCUAAAAUUUGAAGUUACUGUUUGUGAUUAUAAACCAAUAAUGUCACCAGCUGUUUCUGUACACCUUAAUUUGGGCUUUUUCAGUGUAAUUAAUUGAUAUAAAGCUGUUAGAAACAGAAAUGCUAAUUAGAUUCAUGAACACAAGCAAAAGGUUUUCUUUCACAGUCCUAUUCCCUUGUAUUAUGAAGAUUUAUCCAUGAAGAUAACUUAUAGAUCUGUGAUCAUAUUAUAUUCCUUAUAUUCUUGACCAAAGAAUGAUAUGGAGAACGUGCAGCAUAAACAGCUAUGGAAUCCAGUAUUUGUAAAUACAGAUUUUCAUCUGAAUAUCUCAUUGCAGCAAGUCUUGACACACAGUAUAUAACUUUGCUGUUGCCUCUUUUGUCCCAAGGAAGUCUAUCCUGUCAGCUUGAGGGAAGUACCUGUUCCAUAAAAAGGCUUUCUGAAAACCACAAGGCAAAUGGAGUGCAGAGAGGUAAUCAGGUUUGCAGUCAGUUCAUAGAAAAUAAUCUGCUUGCACACGCUCCGGACUGUGAGACAGUCAGUGACUCAGCACAUAGAUAGGCCAUCCUUUUAUAAAAUAUAUUACUUUGCUCUGGAAUAUAUGGCCAUUGGGUUAUUUUAUAAAGAUUAUCAUCUUCUGGGCCAUUAAGGUGCCACUAAAGUAAACAAGAGUACAUGGGAGCUAAAAUAUCAAAGAAUAAAUACAUACAUGUAGCAAUAUAACCCUAUAUUAUGCCUAAUGUAUACAGCUUUGUGAAUUGAAUGCAGUGAGUUACGGUUAUACAAAUAGUACUUUUUUUUUUUUUUUUUUUAGUAAAGGGACAGUUUUCAGAUGUACCAGAUAAAACAAAAAAGAUUGUUUCACCUAAUUAAACAUCUAAUGGUAAGGAAGCUGCCAGAAUGAAUGAUAAGGAAGCUGCCAGAAUGUUGCUGAACUUGAGUGUAAUCAUUUGUUAUCUCUUCUCAUGUGUCAGCGUAAUCAUAAUAGCUGUUCCUGCAAAAUGAACUAAUGCACCCUUCUUUUCAGCACUUUGAUAUACUAAUAUCCACACAGAAUAAGUUCUAUGCUACGAUUUCACCAUCACACAAAGUGCGCUUUUGAAAUUGGGACAGUAGCAAAUGUUUGUUUUAACAGAGCAGUGCACCAGUUUAGGGUGGUGCCUGCAGAGGGCCUGAUUUUACUUUCACCGUAAAUCAGAGGUGGCCUUGCAGUAGCCUUAGAGCAGGUGUAAAACCAGUAUAAGUAAGAAGUGAUGCAGGCUUCAGAGUCUGAAUGCUUUAAUUUAUUUUCCUUUUAUUUUAAUAUUGGUCAAAAUCCUGCAGAAUGGUGGGAAAAAAUACUUCCUUGCCUUUAAGAUUUUCACCUUACACAAUCCAGACUACGUGUAGGAAGACUGCUGUAAAUUGUUGAUUUAAAGUCUAAGCAGUCUAACUACUUCUAGGGGUAAAACCCACAUGCAGCUUUCAUGUCUUGCAGACAUGCAGCUGGCCAAAAUCUGCUCCGUCCAGAGAAGGCUCUGUGUCUCAAAGCACUUUCCUUCUAGAACUGAGGGCUGCUGGCGCCGUUUGUCACGUUCUCCAGGGUCCAUCAGGGUUUGCUAGCUCCUGUGCAAUGUCAGAGCCAAGCGUGCGUCGGUAGAGUUGCUUGUGUCCGGUGGUUGCGUGCCAGGUUAGAGCAUUUACUAGCAGCACUGAAUUUGUGGAGUUCUCCCUUUCGCUUGCUAGCUGAGAAGACUGAGGAAGGUGGUGUGGAGGCACGAGGGUUGUUCCUGUGGGAAUGACACUGUGUCCGACGUGGCCAGUGAUGAGGAGGUGGUAUUUACUUUAACAUCUCUGACCUUCAGUCCCCCAGGGUUCUGAAUUAGGGAAGGGCUCGUUAGCAAGCAGUUGGGUGCUGGGGGGUGCGGUACAGGAGACAUGGGUGUUCUUGCAAGCCUGCUAGCUUUGAAGUCCAGCUGUAGUGCAUGCCCACGGACUCAAUGCAGGACUACCUUAGUAUCCCUGCACAGGGAACUCGUGUCUUCCUCUUUACAAACAUAAUACGUUUUCUUUUUUCCCCAAUACUUCAGCAAAUGGAGAACUUUCUGUAUGAACAAAGUAGUGUUUAACAUCAAUCUUGUUUGUUAGAUCUCACUCACAUGACAAUGUGGUGCAGUACAGAAUUUGACCCUUUUAUACACACACCCACCCCACCCCAAUGUGUUGCAGAGCUUGUUAAUGGCAUGUUAAUGCAAAGACAUAUUUUAGGUUUCUUGUUCGUAGACUUGAUAAAAGUGGUCAGUAUAGCCCUGAGUCAAGUGAGUACAUGCAGACCAUGUGGGGCAGCAGUAUUGCCAGGACCCUGCUACUUACUUUUCUUCUGUAGAGUCCUAGAAGGCGCCAGUGGUCACCACUGAGGGAAGAUGGAGGUAGGUGCUAGAAACAGCUUGUGGCUAGUAAAGGCCAAGUUAUGCCUUCCUGAAGGUGUGUAUAGAUCACUGUAAGUAGUAAAAUGUGCUUUCCAGGGCUUUGCUUUUUUUCAUCCUCAUCCUGACCUUUCCCUUUUACACCCACAAGUGUUCCCCUCAUCCUCUUAUCUCACCCCCAUCCCUUUGUCCUUUGGGCAGCAAUACUCAGUUUGGUCAGAAUUACUGAAAAUGCUGAACUGGCCAUUUGGUUGAUAAUAGCUGUGCUUAUUUCUAACACAGGUUCUUAAGAGAGCUGUAUUUCUGCCAGUCACAGUGGUGGGGGUGUGUGUGUGUGUGUGUCCCUGUUGGCUAGUUUUAAAUGCAUAGUAUUAAAGUACCUGCUGAAUUAACUCCUGUGCAAUGAACCUGUGCUUGCACAGCUAUUGAAGUAUGUAGUGGCCCUUCAUUCUCACAUCUAACAUCUACUGCAUAAAAAAAGAUAAUUAUUCUCUUCACACUCAAAAAGGAAAAAAAUCUGUCUACCUUAUUUUCUUGAGACACUUAACAUCUCUGACUUUUUAAAAGCUGUUCUGUGUUUUGGGCAGAUAAUUUAUAUGUGUGUCUGUAAAUGGAACACAAAAUGAGAUUUUGAACACUGAAAGUAAGCUUCCUCUAUUCCUAAACUUACGGGGAUGGGGGGGUGUUGGAUACAUGGGCUGUUGUUUAGAGAAUGGAGUAAAAUCAUUAUUUCUGUAUCAGAAAUGAAAAAUCAUCCACUCAGCAUUUUCAGUGUAUUUUAAAGCAAACUUGUCAUCAUUAAAUCUCAGUAGUGUGGGUGAAAUUCAGACCUGGUGAAAGGGAGAAAAUUCCGCUUAAGAGAACUCACACCAUACCCGAACUCAGCUCUUUGCUUCUCACCUUUUAGCAACCCGAAGUUCUUAAGAAUGCAAGUACCCAAUCUUCUAUAUCCCCAUUUACUAUAAUGGGUUAUAGAUAACCACCACUAUAUCUGAAGAGGAGGGGAGCUUAAUUUUGAGAAAUCAUUGACCUUCCAGCAACAGUCUGUCACUGCUGCUUGCUCUGAACUGUUCUGUCCGUGCCGUGUUUGGGUCUCUUGAGACCAGUGGCCUUGGCAGAGGUUGGGUACAUAUGAGCUUGCGAAGUCCCAUCGUAGUCACUCAGGAUCUAUGUAGAGGAUCAGGAAGGACCGGAGACAAAAGAAAACCCUAACGUUUUUUAAUGUGUAUAAAAUUGUCUACUUGACCCUCAUAAUUGAUUUUGGCAGAAGGAUAUACUUUAUUAUAACUUAUUUUGUUGUUAUUUGUAAAUACAAGAUGUCUAUGGGAAAUAUGUAAUUCUGAGCUGUGUCUAUGGAACAAGCCACUGCACCAAAAUAUUUCAAAUAUUUAGAAUAAGCAGAUUUUUUAUUAAAAGGGACCUAAUAUGUAUUUAUUUACAUAUACCAUUCAAAUUUUGUCCAGCUCUUUCAUUAUACUAACCCAACUUUUUAGGGAAUUUUAUAACACAGGUAUUACAUAUAUAUUUUUUAUAUAUAUGUCAUACUGUAAAUCCAUAAUACAAUUUUCUAAACUUUCUGAUUAGCCAGUUCCUUGAGUGAAUUAAAGGGGGAGAGUAUAGGCAGAUUGCUUUCUGACUCGUUCAGGAAUAUGUAUCCAUGGCAAUGCACCUGAACCAGAACUGUACAGCAUCCUUUUCAUAUUGUAUACAUUUCCUCUUUGAUGAAAAAAUGUUAACUAUUUUUGUUUAUGACUAAUUUAUUUUUUAUUAUUGUGAAAAAUAAAGUAAUUCAAGAUUAA
Messenger RNA from Falco peregrinus (peregrine falcon), 9428 nucleotides. RefSeq names its product thrombospondin type 1 domain containing 4 (gene THSD4). Bases 340 to 3423 code for a protein of 1027 amino acids. The transcript has 18 exons. Gene Ontology annotation, molecular function: metalloendopeptidase activity. Gene Ontology annotation, cellular component: extracellular matrix. The record is from RefSeq and is a predicted model, not a curated record. NCBI's taxonomy places the organism in Eukaryota, Metazoa, Chordata, Aves, Falconiformes, Falconidae. Gene Ontology annotation, biological process: extracellular matrix organization.